AUGGCGCAUUCCAAGCGCAACACCUCCCUCCCCCAUUUUACCUCCUACGAACGCUCCCUCCUCCGCUCUACCUGGGGCACCCAAAGCACCCGCCUCUCCCGAGAAUCAUUCCUCCCCUUCUCAUCAUGUCGAUUAUGCCUUCUCCCCGCUCGUUCCCCCGUCGUUGCCUGCGCCACGAACGGAGACAUAUUCUGUCGCGAAUGCGCCGUCAAUGAUCUCCUCGCCCAACGAAAAGAGAUUAAACGGUUAGAGAAAGAACGGGAGCUAGCGGAGCGUGAUAGAGAAGAAGGGGAGGGACGAUUGGCUGAGGAGGCCCGGGAGAGGGAAUUGAGAGAAUUUGAAAUGGUCAGCAUGGGAUUAGAAGAGAGGAAGCGGAAAUUGGAUUCCGAUGCAGGUGGUGGGGGAGAUGCUAGUCCCAAUGGGGAGCUGGCGAGGAAGAGGAGGAAAGGGUUUGAGUUGGAUGAAAAGACUAUGAGGGAUAUUGCGCAGGAGGAGAGAGAGAAGAUUCGGAAGAAAAUUGAAAGAGAACGGAUCCAAUCAUCAAAAUCUCAGCUUCCCUCCUUCUGGGUGCCUUCACUCACUCCCUCCGCGUCCAACGGUCCACACGCUAGCAAACCCGUCAAACUAACACCCUUGUGUCCCGCUUCCACCCCUGGAAACAAACAUACCUAUUCGCUAAAGGGCCUGGUCACGGUUAAUUUCACAGAGAAUAAAGAUGACCAAUCUGGCGAAACGAUAAGAAUAUGCCCAAGCUGUCAAAAAGGGUUAAGCAAUGGCGUGAAGGCUAUAUUGACAAAACCCUGUGGGCAUGUAAUAUGUAAACCAUGUGUCAACAAAUUCAUGACUCCGCAUCUCCAUCCCGAUCCGCAUUCUACUGACCUGAAGGAUACGGAAACGCACGACAAGGUGCUUUGCUAUGUAUGCGAGACGGAUGUUACGGAACGGAAAGCAAGCAAAGAGUCAAAAGAUGGUAAAAAGGAGAAAGAGAAUGACAAAAUCCGUCCUGGCUUGGUUACGAUUAAUAGCGAAGGGACGGGUUUUGCUGGCGGAGGUAGCAAUAUAGCGAAGAAGGCUGGGACAGCUUUUCAGUGCUGA
This is a messenger RNA of Paracoccidioides brasiliensis Pb18, 1095 nucleotides long. RefSeq lists its product as uncharacterized. The record is from RefSeq and is a predicted model, not a curated record. Gene Ontology annotation, molecular function: ubiquitin protein ligase activity. The transcript has 3 exons. Gene Ontology annotation, cellular component: nucleus. The coding region runs from base 1 to 1095 and encodes 364 amino acids.